AAGUUUACAUUCUGAGCUCCUGCAAUUGUCCACUUCUAAUUCCACACCCCCUAUCCAUGUCUGUCUGUCUGUCUGUCUGUCCGUCGUCCCAGGUCUGGUCACCGGCUGGUCCUUGGCCUUCCUCGCCGUCGAACGCUACAUCGUGAUCUGCAAGCCGCUGGGGAACUUCCGUUUCAACGCCAAACAUGCUCUGGUGGUGGUGGCGACCACGUGGGUGAUUGGAGUUGGGGUCGGUCUUCCCCCGUUCUUCGGCUGGAGCAGGUUCCUCCCGGAAGGACUGCAGUGUUCCUGUGGGCCCGACUGGUACACGGUGGGCACCAAAUACAAAAGCGAAUACUACUCGUGGUUCCUCUUCGUCUUCUGCUUCCUCAUACCGCUGACCCUCAUCAUCUUCUCCUACGCACGGCUUCUGGGUGCCCUCCGGGCG
Messenger RNA from Notechis scutatus (mainland tiger snake), 427 nucleotides. The record is from RefSeq and is a predicted model, not a curated record. NCBI's taxonomy places the organism in Eukaryota, Metazoa, Chordata, Lepidosauria, Squamata, Elapidae.